This is a messenger RNA of Gekko japonicus, 954 nucleotides long. Its product is annotated as olfactory receptor 52B2-like. Gene Ontology annotation, biological process: G protein-coupled receptor signaling pathway. Lineage: Eukaryota; Metazoa; Chordata; Lepidosauria; Squamata; Gekkonidae. Bases 1 to 954 code for a protein of 317 amino acids. Gene Ontology annotation, cellular component: membrane. The record is from RefSeq and is a predicted model, not a curated record. Gene Ontology annotation, molecular function: G protein-coupled receptor activity; olfactory receptor activity. The transcript has a single exon.
AUGGCAGCUGUCAAUCACACGCGCUUCCAUAUAGUCAAGUGUAUCCUGGUCGGUGUCCAGGGCAUGGAAGAGGCUCACGCCUGGCUCUCCAUCCCCUUCUGCUCCAUGUUCCUCCUGGCCCUGCUGGGGAACGGCCUCCUCCUCUUCGUCAUCGUCAAGGAGCGCAGCCUCCACCGGCCCAUGUUCUUCUUCCUGGCCAUGCUGGCGUCUUCCGACCUCGUGCUCUGCACCACCACCAUGCUCAAAACCCUCGGCAUCUUCUGGUUCCGAGCCAAGGAGAUUGCCUUUGAGGCCUGCGUCACGCAGAUGUUCAUCAUCCACUUCCUCUUUGUAGCCGAGUCGGCCGUCUUGCUGGCCAUGGCGUACGACCGGUACGUCGCCAUCUGCAACCCGCUGCAGUACAGCACUGUGCUGACACACUCGCGGGUAGCGAAGAUUGCCGUGGCGGCAGCGGUCAGGGCUUUCUGCCUGAUGGCCUCUCUGACCUUCCUCCUGCUGAGGCUGCCCUUCUGCGGCCCCAACGUCAUUUCCCACACGUUUUGCGAGCACAUGGGGAUCGCCCGGCUGGCCUGUGCAGACAUCACACUCAACAUUUGGUAUGGCCUGACGGUGGCCCUCCUAACCACGGGCGCAGACACCGUCUUCAUUGCUGUCUCCUACGUGCUGAUCCUGCGUGCUGUCUUCCGGCUCCCGUCCAGAGAUGCCCGGGCCAAAGCCCUCGGCACCUGCGGCUCUCACAUCUGCGUCAUUCUAAUGUUUUACGUCCCGGCCUUUUUCUCAAUCUUUGCCUACAGGUUUGCCGUGAACAGCAUCCCUCGCCCGGUUCACAUCCUGCUGGCCAACCUCUUUGCCAUUGUGCCCCCCAUGUUGAACCCCAUCGUCUACGGGGUGAAAACCAAGCAGAUCCGGGAUCGUGUGGCUUUAGUGUUUUUGCAGGCUAGGAAACAGCGCUGA